Darwinula stevensoni is the source of this 2386-nucleotide messenger RNA. Lineage: Eukaryota; Metazoa; Arthropoda; Ostracoda; Podocopida; Darwinulidae. The record is from the annotation of a GenBank genome assembly.
AUGCAACGAGAAAACGAUACGAUCCGACAGGAAGGGCCGCAGGAGCACCAGGAAGGGCCUCAGGAGCACCAGCGAGUGUCCCGUUCGGCGUCCACGUCGGCCAGCUCGAGCCUCGGCUCGGAGAAGCAGCAUCGGCCGACGAGGUCCCAGAGCCAGAAGGAGCCGGCAAGCCUCCCGCCGCACUACUAUUUUGGGUGCAAUCCGCUGGGGGAAGAGGAGGGGAGGAGGACCGGAUCGACUUCGCUCAAAUAUCGAAACUGCAGGACCAUUUCGGAUUUGAGCGAGAAUUUGAGUCUGAAUCCGAAUAUCACUCUGCCGACGCCGCCGACACCGAUUCCAGAUUAUUCGGACUCGUCUGACGACGACAGCAUUCCGUCAGACAUCUUGGAGGAGGACAAAAUGACUUUGAAGGAGGGGAAAUCGGGGGAGAAGGCGGAGGAGAAGGAGGCGAAGGCAGGAGAGAAGCCUCUGCCGCCGCCGUCGCCGUUCUCGGAUCGGGAGUCGGUCUACUCGCAGGAUUCUCUCGAACGCAAGAACCAGGAGUCGACACUCGAGGUCUCUAAAAUCGACAGGCAGCAGACGACGACCGACACCGAAGGCCCUCAGUCGACAUUGGCGACCGACACCGAGGGCCCGCAGUCGACCCUACAGAGCGAGACGGAAGAGCAGCAGUCGACCCUACGGAGCGAGAACACGGCUGACUCGGCCUGGUCCUCGGCCAGCUUCGACUACGUCGCGACCUCGAAGGAACUGCGCGAACGCUACCGCAAGUACGAGGCCGAGUUCCACUACGACGAGACCAAGUUCCACUACAACGACACGUUCUGCAGCCACAAGAACGGCCAACGCUACCGCCCCAAGGUCCUCGAGAACGGCGAGUGUUCCUCACUCAACUCUGUGGAUUCCGGCACUAAGACGAGCUUCUCCUCGGACAACAACUCCCCGGCCUCGUCUCCCAACGGGAGCGUGAUGAAGCCCCGCCACGCCCACACCUCCAGCGUCGACUCCAACUACAACUCGGACGAGGCCCUGAACCGCUUGAAACAGGGCUGGAAGAGCGAGUACAACCUCAUCCGCCGGCUGCUUCAAGAGGGGAAAAUCGAGGGACUCCACGAGCAUCCGCCGCCGUUCGUCCCGCCUCCCCCGCCCGCGGGGACGUCUCGGUCCCUCAUCGACGUCCGCGGUGAGCAUCGCGGCAUGGAGAAUCCAGAGUUCUGGAGCAUGGGCCACUUCGAGACUAGUCACCUGAACCUGUACCGCAAGAAAAAUCGAGAGAUGAAGGCCAAGUCCGUGCACGAGUCCACCGGAAUCCGCGACGAACAGCGUCUCCGCGACGUGACCAACCGCAUGACGUCAUACCAGAGUCCGGGCCAGGCGAAACGGAAGCAGCUGCCCCGCACCCCGAGCGACAUCGACCGCGAACGCCUGAGCAUCGAACGAUUCAGCAAACCGUACAUGCCCAUGACCAGCCGGAUCUCCAUGGACCCGAGUUACCCUCUGACCGGGACCAACCGCUUUCGCGCCCCGAAGGAGAGCCUGAAGCAGAAGAUCAAGCGACACCUGAGCAACGCCGGGGUCAUGAAGGUGAAUCGAUCCAAGAGUUUCCUGACUCCCUAUCCCAACGGAUAUCUCACGGACGUCGUGACGGGUCCGGUCCGACCCGUCCCUCUUUCGUCAUCGGAAACGUCCUUGCAUCUUGCGGGCGGAGACACCCGGCAGAUGCUCCGUACCGGCAGACCCAUGGACACCUCCGCCACGGACCUCCGCCAUGCGGGUCGCCCGGUGGACCUGGGUCGCCCGGUGGACCUGGGCCGCUCGGUGGACCUGGGCCGCCCAGUGGACCUCGUUCGCCCGAUCGACCUACGCCACCCGGUGGAGUUGCAACCAAUCGCCCCAUCAGAAGCGAGGCGACCUCGAGGGAAGAACGCAGACAUGAGCACCAACACCCUUCCUCCCCACUUCUGGGGUCGCAGGGGAAACGAAGUUGUGAAGAGGUCGGCAAGCGUCUUCCUCGGGAACACUCCACUGCCUGGAGAGAGGAGCACAUCACCGGGUCCACGGGUGAAGAACAUUUUCCGCGGACUCCGCCGUCGGAAAAUGUACAGCCUGGAACACACGUGAAAUCCCCUCCGACUUUCCUCAUAUCCUACGUUUUUUCCCCCAAUCAUCGACAGCUCAAUACCUGUGAUGGAUUUCUUUUCAUUUUACUCUGUCGUAUUCCCUUACGGUCUUGGUGCUGCUUUGCGUCAACGACAGGAGAGCGUUAUCGUAUCCUGUUCUCAGGGGAACAGUGUUGCUUGCUGUUCCUGGCGCUCCUCCUCAUUCCCUUUCGAAACAGAGGUUUUAGGAUUAUACUUUAUAUUCAUUCGUAUUGAAUAAAGUUGUG